Messenger RNA from Biomphalaria glabrata, 1951 nucleotides. Its product is annotated as MOXD1 homolog 1-like. The transcript is spliced from 12 exons. Bases 128 to 1792 code for a protein of 554 amino acids. Gene Ontology annotation, molecular function: copper ion binding; dopamine beta-monooxygenase activity. The record is from RefSeq and is a predicted model, not a curated record. NCBI's taxonomy places the organism in Eukaryota, Metazoa, Mollusca, Gastropoda, Planorbidae.
AACAUGAAUGAGUCAAUUUACUAUUAACGUCCUUAUGACUAUUAGACAAGGGCCAAUAUAUUUUUUUAAAAAAGAUUUUGUAUAAAAAGGUUACAAAUUGUCAGAAUUCUAUCAAAGACAAAACAAAAUGUUAACACAAAUCUUGAUAGUGAUCGCUUCGUUGUUGCCCUGUGUGACGUCAUUUAGAAGUUUCCAGCAUCGUAUCCCUAAUGGAGACUAUGUUCCCCAUCCAUGCAAGCCCAACAAUAUUUGGGAAGGAGUUGGCCACUUUUUAGAUGAAGGAACUGGUUUCAGGAAUCCAUUUGGUGAGGAUUUUGAGAAGGAAGGAAAGAUCUGGACAGAAGCUUUGUGUCGUAAAGACUCCGAUGGCGAUGGACUGACCAAUGGUCAAGAACUAGGAGAUCCAGAUUGUGUCUGGAAAGAAAAUGAUUUGCCAAGCAGACAGAGAGGACUGUCACAUCCAGGUAUCUGUGACCCGUGGGAUGCCCCGACCUGCUUCUCCAAGAACGUGACUCAUCCCAAGUACCAGAACCAAGAAGAGUGGAUGAGAGACAUGUGUAAACCAAAAGAGUUUGUAUGUCCAGGGCUGAAUGAGUCUGAUGUUCACACACUCAACAUGAGUCUCCCGAGUGGAACCAAAGUCCCGGCCAAACCUACCACCUAUAUGUGCCAGAUCUACGACUUUGAGAGCCUGGUGCCUGCUGGCGACUACCAUCUGAUAGCCGUGGAGCCAAGAUUAGAUAACAAAUACGUAAUGCACCACAUCGUGUUGUUUGGUUGUACAGAUGACCAGGUCGCAUCGGAUCCAUUCGAGUGUGGUAUGGUGGCGUCUGAAAAAUGUCAACAGUUUCUCAGCGUGUGGACAGUGGGUUUGGCUGGAGAAUGUUUCCACCCAGAGACGGGCGUCAGAGUUGGAACACACGGUUUUAAACGCAUGGCUAUGCAGUUUCAUUGGAAUAACCCAGAUAGCCGCUCUGAUUGGGUGGAUAGUUCUGGAAUGAUGCUGCACUACACAGCCAACAGGAGAAAGUACGAUGCGGGAAUACUUCUUACUGGACUACAGAUAUUUGUACUACCACCUCGACAACCGACUACAACGGUCAAAUCAACAUGUACCUCAAGUUGUACCAGUCAAAAGUUUAAAGGUCCCGUAUACGUCACUAUGGCCUGGAAUCACAUGCACUACGCAGGUAGAAAAAUGACAAUCGAAGUGUACCGAAAUAACAGUGCUCUGACGUAUCUAAGUUACGAACCAAUUUACAGUUAUGACAGCCCACAAGUUCAAAAAUACACUGAGCACCCGAUACAACUUCUUCCUGGGGAUGAGAUAGUGUCCACCUGUCACUACGACACGUCCACUAGGCCCCAUUCAACAUUUUGGGGUGAAGCGACCAGUGAUGAAAUGUGUUUUGGGUUUCUGACGUAUUAUCCUAAGUCAAACAUGGACGAUAGUUACUGUCUUAGUGGGGGCCCCGACAUCAGUUACUGCGACCCAACAACUUACCGAAACUGCUCAGACUUGACAAAGUACGCCAAUCCUGCCUGGGUCAACACAUCUUCUGUGUAUCAGUCGCUGCAGAACAACUGUCGACCUUUCACCCCCUGCCUACAGGAGUGUGUGGACACCAUUGUAGACCUGAAGAAGAACGAUCCAUGUUUUCAGGAUGCCAUGUACGACUACAUAAAGAACCAAAUGUUGAGUUACAACCCUUUGGGAAAAGACAUUAUGGCCAGGUUCUCAUCUUGUGAGCGUGAGGUCUACAAGGCUUUGAACUCUCGUUCAACUCAAUAAUGUUGAGGAUGGCUGAGUACACUCUAGAUGUAGUUCGGUGUAAAUCUAAAGGCGGACUAAAUGGAUAUAAUAAAUAUCAAUCUGUAAUUCCUGUGCAGUUUAUAUAGUAAAUAUUUUAUAUAUUUUAUAUUAAAGUUGUUUAAAUUUAAUAAUUAAUAA